CGAAGAGGUCCGAAUACAGAUCCAGGCAAGAUUUUAUGAGAGUAAUAUUAAUAUCUUUAAGUAGCCUAUAAUUACAUGUUUAUAAAAAUGAGUAGAAUUCAAAGUUUAAACCAAAAUUGUAAAAAUAUAUUUAGAGAAUUUAGCAUUUGUUUAGAUUAAGUCAUCACGGGCUACAUAACUCAGUAGCCGAGUUUGAAGAAAAAAAAACCGUUCCUGUAUAUAGAGUGCCGCUUAUUUCCUCAAUGGAGGAGUUUUUCUUUACCAUAUGACCUUUGAUAUAUUUUAAGGAUGAAGUGCGGACGAAAGGACAUGAAUCAGAAAAUAUCCUCCAGACUUUCUAUCUGACAGUAGUGGAUUUUGGGAUUUAAACUUGAAUAUUGUUUGUUUCUACAAAUGUCAACUCCGCUAACCGCGGCUGUGUAGUUACACACCGGCGACUGCUGCUGGGGCAGGACCACACGAGACCGCUCCGAAGACGCAGGCGCGGGCGGCGCAGUUUUUUUUUAUUAUAUCGCUUCCAGUAUUCAUUGGGACAUUUAUUUAGUUUGAUUUAAAUCCAACUCGCAAUUUCCACAUGGGAGGAAACGGCAAUACAGCGGUGUUAUCCGGGAAAGAUGAGCGGCUGUGUGUCAUCAUUGACUUGAUGGUUGGCAUGAACUUGGAUUCAGGUUUCCAUAAAACUGGACGCUGAAUUCGAACAUCCCUUACCUCUUCGGAUCGACCCGGAAAGCCGGGUUGCUUUUUCUAGGACCUGUUACAGUUAAAAUUCUGAGACUACCUGGGCGAAGGGAACUUAAGAAACCAUCGAAUCUACAUUAACCCUUCUGUUAAAAUUUCAUACAUUAAAGACAUAAACCGACUGAACUUGAAGUUUCGCGCGUCAGCUGCUAUUAACUGAUGGCUUCCUCCGUAACUCUAUCGCUGUUUCUACUCUUCCUCACCGUGGCAACUGGGGGGGCUGCUGAUGCGGAGGAGCGGCUGGUGACCGAGCUCCUGGGGCCCGAGCGCUACAACAAGCUGAUCCGCCCCGCCGUCAACAAGAGCCAGCAGGUCACCAUCGCCAUCCAGGUGUCCCUGUCCCAGCUCAUCAGCGUGAAUGAAAGAGAGCAGAUCAUGACCACGAAUGUGUGGCUCACUCAGGAGUGGCAUGACUAUCGGCUGAUGUGGGACCCUCUGGAGUAUGAGGGCAUUAAGAAGCUGCGCAUCCCCUCUCAGCACAUCUGGCUGCCGGACAUCGUCCUCUACAACAAUGCUGACGGGACGUACGAGGUGUCAUUCUACUCCAACGCUGUGGUGUCCUACACCGGGGACAUCUUCUGGUUGCCCCCGGCGAUCUACAAGAGUGCCUGCAAGAUCGAGGUGAAGAACUUCCCCUUCGACCAGCAGAACUGCACGCUGAAGUUCCGGUCCUGGACCUACGACCACACGGAGAUCGACCUGGUGCUCACCAGCGACUUCGCCAGCCGGGACGACUUCACGCCCAGCGGAGAGUGGGACAUCGUGUCCCUGCCCGGACGCAAGAACGAGGACCCCGACGACAUCACCUACCUGGACAUCACCUACAACUUCAUCAUCAAGAGGAAGCCGCUCUUCUACACCAUCAACCUGAUCAUCCCCUGCGUGCUCAUCACCUCCCUGGCCAUCCUGGUCUUCUACCUGCCGUCCGACUGCGGGGAGAAGAUGACGCUCUGCAUCUCCGUGCUCCUGGCCCUCACCGUCUUCCUCCUCCUCAUCUCCAAAAUCGUGCCCCCCACCUCGCUGGCCGUGCCCCUCAUCGGGAAGUACCUGAUGUUCACCAUGGUGCUGGUGACCUUCUCCAUCGUGACCAGCGUGUGCGUGCUGAACGUGCACCACCGCUCCCCCAGCACGCACCGCAUGCCGCUCUGGGUGAAGAGGGUCUUCCUCCACAGGCUGCCCUCCUUCCUCUUCAUGCGCCGGCCCGGCACGUCCAACAUCCGCGAGCACUUCCGGCGGAAGCACCGGGGGACGUCCUUCUCGGGCGCGGCGGGCGGGCCGGGGGGCGGGCCGGGGGCGGCGGACGCCGAGGCCUUCUACGUGAGCGAGGACUCGGCGCGGCGGUACGGCUGGCGCGCCGGCGGCCUGCCCGAGAGCACAGAGUUCCGCCGGAGGGUGCGGGGCAAGCGCGAGGCCGACCUGGAGGAGGCGACCGACGGGGUGCGCUUCAUCGCCGAGCACAUGAAGAGCGAGGACGACGACGAGGGCGUAAUCGAGGACUGGAAGUACGUUGCCAUGGUGAUCGACCGGCUGUUCCUGUGGAUAUUCGUGCUGGUGUGCGUGGUGGGGACCGUUGGGCUGUUCAUGCAGCCGCUCUUCCAGAGCUACAACACACCCGCCGCCGAGGACGGGUGAUCGAUCCGCUCCCUGCGUCCGCCCAAACACCCGGCCUGACGCUGCGCCCUGCAGCACAGACACACGGUCACAUACAAACAACUCAGGACUUCAGUUUGAGGGCACCACUUAUUUUCUCCAUUGGGUUUGUUGGUUUCCUUUAAAAAGUGUGGAACCACAUCCUAGUUUUAAAUCAGUUAAUAGUGUGAUCAUAUGUGAGUCAAAGAUAUUCUGGGUGUUGAGAGGUAAAGGUGUGGUGUGUGCUUUGGAAUGAUUGCUGAAUCCAAAGUUCUGCAGGAAGAUAAGAUGAUGUCACGACAAUGUCAAGAUCUGAUCUGAAGAGAUCUGUCUUCCAGGGCGAAACCUACUGACUUUAGUGACAUUUACUAUCGGAGGUAAAGACCAAAAUUCUCUGCUUUCGUUAGCAGUUGAUGAAGCGCAGUUGAUGAAGCGCAGUUGAUCUUGCUUUAUAUAAAUGAUGACAGCUGUACUGUAACGGCUAUGAAGUGGAAAUGGUUUUACAGGGUGAAGGUUUCAGUUGGACAGUCACUCAUUGGACUUGGAAGCAAUGAGAAUUAUUUCAUUUUAUGGGUGAGAUUUUCAUUUUCUAUACUGUUUUCUAAACAGUUUAUGUAAGGAAGGCUUCAUUUAGUGACUCAGACACAAUUGUUUUUCCCCUUACUGAGUUUUUGUCUGUGUCUUUUUCAGACAUACUAGCACAAAACAUUUUUAACGAAGCUGGUAGCAAUAAACCUGUUUUAUAUAAAAGCCACAAGCACACAAUCCAAGCCCAUUUGGAUGAAGACUCUCUUGACAAGGGAAGUAGCCGUGUGAAUAAUGAGAACUACAGUCCCCACAAUACACUGUGGGUACAGCCUCCCACUCUUACUGAUUAUGAUUUUCACAGAGUUGGACAACUACACUACGCUUAACUGGGGUUUUAAAACAUUUAUAUGUACUUUAUGUGAAGCUCAAUUGUUUGUUCAAAACAAACUCUUUCACUUCUGUGAUUAAUACUGCUACUGCAAGAGGUACUAUUAUCUGGGAAGCAAAUAUAAAGUUCACAAACAUUGUUUUUUUCUCAUCAAAUUUUAUGUCAUAUAUAUUCUUUUUGGAAGAACGUGAUUGUUUUUUUUUUGUUUCCUGUCAUGUUACGUUUUCUCUGUCUACUAAAAGAUAGACGGGAAAGAAAAAACUAACAUUUUAUUAUGCAGCAAUGGUGUUAAACGGUUGAAUACACUAUUAAAUAUUGUGAAUGGAGGUCUGGUGAAGCAUUGCUUUAUUUAUUUCAUGUACAGAGAUUUUGUUUCAUUAUGAUUUAUGCAUCAAAGCAUAAAUAAUUGUUUGAUACAGUUGCCAAUACCUGUGAAUAGAUGUACCGUGCGUAACAGUAAAACAUUUUUAAAUUGCCUUAAUUGAAAAAAAAAAGUAGAAGCAUAAUUGGACAAAUAAACUUGAAUGGAAAUAAUGGAGUAUCAAUUAUCCAAGUCAGGUAACUCUCCAAGCAACAAUAUAAUCUGUAAACAAAAGAGACAUCCUUUGUAUUAUUGAAAUAAAAUGGGCUGAAAAUAUAAAUUUG
Messenger RNA from Anguilla anguilla (European eel), 3928 nucleotides. RefSeq names its product cholinergic receptor, nicotinic, beta 5a (gene chrnb5a). Gene Ontology annotation, biological process: chemical synaptic transmission; regulation of membrane potential; monoatomic ion transmembrane transport. Gene Ontology annotation, cellular component: neuron projection; postsynaptic membrane; synapse. The record is from RefSeq and is a predicted model, not a curated record. Bases 898 to 2370 code for a protein of 490 amino acids. The transcript has 6 exons. Gene Ontology annotation, molecular function: transmembrane signaling receptor activity; acetylcholine-gated monoatomic cation-selective channel activity. NCBI's taxonomy places the organism in Eukaryota, Metazoa, Chordata, Actinopteri, Anguilliformes, Anguillidae.